AUGACCGAGUCACCUCUCUCAACACCCAAGCGAAAGCGGAGCGAAAUGCUCAAUGAUGGGCUGUCCAAACUAGACACUAGCACCCAUUUCACCUUCGACGUUAGUUCUGCUCCGGACGACGACAAUGCCAGCCCGAGGACUUGUGUAGCACAGAGGUUCCGGGGUCUUCAGCUAGGAGGUGGGGGCGGGGAUGGAUCUGCAUCAGACGUGUCUGCAGUCGGUAACGACGACGACGGAUCACGAAAACGAGUCAAGCUCCCCGAUGUCGAGAUGCUUGACUUCGAUACCGAUGCCGCCGCGGUAAAGGUCUACCCCGGCGUCCCUCCAUCCACCCGGCAAACCCAGUUUGUCCACGACGAAGGCACCCCCAGCAAGUUGCACAAAUCUGUCCGCAUCGUCCUCAAUGAUUCCGCCGAGCCACCCGAGGCACCAUCCGACACCAGCGCCGACGACAAUGGCAGCACCGUGACCCCAUCCCUUCCCCUUCCGAGCCCACCGCUGUCGUCACACCCUCAAUUACCAGCCCGCAACCGCACCUCCAAACGAGCCGGCACACCCCCUUUCCCAACCUCAACAGCCAAGACCAAAACCAAACCGCCAACCACCUCCGCAAAACCAACCAUAACCGACCCUCUGCGCGCCUCGCUAACAUGGCACGACGACGAAAUCACAAUCUAUGACCCAGACGACUCAGACGACGACGGCACCGGCAUCAACGGGAUCGGGUUCAAGCCGACGCCAGCAACCGCGUACGCGCGCACCGUUCGGCGCCGCCAACAGCUGGCCGAGUACAAGAAGCGCGAGGAGAAGGAGGCGCGGGCGAAGCGCAGCCUGCGCCGGCGCGGCGGCAGCCCUGCCCCCCGGAUCCUGGAGAUCGCAGGGACGAAUAAGACCAAGGGGAAGGGGGAGCCGCAGAGACGGGUGCGGUUUCUGGAUAGGGAGGGGGUCGGUCAGGAGUUAAUUGGCGUUUGA
Molecule: messenger RNA, 972 nt
Organism: Parathielavia appendiculata
Lineage: Eukaryota; Fungi; Ascomycota; Sordariomycetes; Sordariales; Chaetomiaceae
Exons: 1
Coding region: 1-972 (323 amino acids)
Source: RefSeq, a predicted model, not a curated record